Molecule: messenger RNA, 2917 nt
Organism: Lathyrus oleraceus (garden pea)
Lineage: Eukaryota; Viridiplantae; Streptophyta; Magnoliopsida; Fabales; Fabaceae
Exons: 3
Coding region: 1-2868 (955 amino acids)
Source: RefSeq, a predicted model, not a curated record
AUGGGUUUGAAAAACAAUGCAAAAGACAUUCAACUUCGUUUGUUGAGAAUGUUUCAUGUUUCAGUUGAUUCUAGUUACAAGUUUCUACACAGACAUCCAAUAUUUUCAUGUCUUUUAUUGGUUUUUUCUAUUUUCUAUAUUUUCCUUUCAUACAUUUACACAUUCUUAGGUUACAUGUCACCUUUUCUUAUAUGUGGUGCAAUAUUCUUGAGAAUCUUUUGGAGUUCUGAGAAAACACAACUAAGAUAUGCGAAAAUCGGAGAGAAAAAAGAAGAGGAACAGAUUAAAGUUGAACCGAAAAUUCUACCACCAAAGAUACCGAUACCGAUACCGAUACCGAGCAUUAUAGGUAGACAUGAGCAAAUUCUAUUCAAGUAUCCGUCGCAAAAUGCGACGAGUAGAAGGAGAAAUUUUAGGGAGAGGAAAUGGGAUGUGUAUGGCGGAUUAGAAGAAAAGGCGAAAGAUUUAUCGGAAGUUUUUCAAAAUGAGUACACUAAUAAAAGACACAUUGGACCUUUUAAGAGAGGAGAGAGUUCUCUGUAUUAUGGUUUAUCAUCGGGUAGAAGAACUCAUCACGCGGUUAAGAGAUCAUUAAGACCCGAGCCUUCGAUGGCUGAUCUUGUCGAAUGUGGCGAUACGGAAAUGGAGAUAGAAAAGAUGGAGGACGAGGAAGACGAAGAGGAUGUGAAGAAUACUAUUGAAUGGACAGAAAAUGAUCAGAAGAAUCUUAUGGAUGUUGGAAAUUCUGAGAUAGAGAGAAACAAAAGGCUUGAGAAUCUUAUAGCUAGAAGAAGAGCAAGUAAAUUGUUGAAGUUGCAAGUUGAGAAUGGUUUGGUGGAUAAGAAAUCAAUGACACCGAGUUCGAUGAAACCGUUGGUUGUUAACAGAGAGAGUUGUGAUAUUGAUGAUUUAGAAAUGCCUGGUUCUGCUCCUUCUGUUAUGCCAAGGAGUCCUUAUGAUAUUCCUUAUGAUCCUUAUGAGGAGAAACCGAAUCUUACAAGUGGUGGUUUUCUUAAAGAUUUUCAGAAGGAUGUGCUUUUUAGUAGGCAUGAGAGUUUUAGUUUAGGUUCAAAUCUUUCAUCAGAAAUGAAACAUGAUUAUGGAACUAGAGAGAGUCAUUCUUUUCAUGGGAGGAAAGUGUCAGAUAAACAUUCUUUCUCAAGAUUUAGAAGGCCUUAUGCAGAUAAAGGAAAUCAUGACUGGCUAAUUGAGCAGUUGAUCGACAAUGGUGGGGCUGAAGAACGAAUUCGAGAACCAAAACCACUAAACAAAGGAAAGGAAACAAAACUCGAAAACGAUGAAAAAUGUAAAACUCAUAUAGAUGACACAAAAACCAUGUCAUUUCAAUCAGGUGAAUCAGGCUCAACUGUUCCAAACAUCUCACACAUUGAAACUAAAACUGUUUCACAAAAACCAGUGACAGGGCUGGCGUCAAGGUUUUCGAAGUCUCACGAGAGGCUCCUUAGUUUACCGGUUUCUUUUACCGAUACAAAAACUACACACGAAUCUAUGUGUGACAUCGUUCCGUCGCCAGUUGACAAGAGACAAGAAACUAUGUUCUCAAGCGAUCGACGACUUUGUCAUACACCAACAUACUCCAUAGCUUCUGAUUUACAAGUGGAAGUUUCUGAAGUUGGUUCGCCUUCAUCGACAGUGGAUGAUAAUGGUGACACCAAUUCAUCAAGUGAUAGAGAUAGAGAUUCUAUGUUAUAUGAUGGAGAUAUUGACAGAGAUAUUAGUUCUGGCAGUGAAGAUUUGUGGGGAGCUUCUUUCCAUGGAAAAGGCGGAGUUAAAACCGAAGAGAAUAACAACGGCGAAGAUACAAAUAACAGCUUAAAGGAAGUUGCUUCGCCUAUUUCUUUACGACAAAUAGAUGAAGAAGAUGUAGCUGAUGUUAGUUCGUAUUCGUCAAGAGACGAAGGACCUGAUGAUACUCCAACUUGCUGUGUAGUAAACACUGAUCAUAAUGUUUUCGGAAAUUAUUCGAAAUUUUCUAGGGGGAAUUCGUCUUAUGAUACAAUAUCUCAGAAUCAGUUGAUAGGUAGCCCUAUGGAUCAAAUAUCGGAAGAGAUUUCGAUUAAUGAGUCGCAUGUUGUCAAUGGGGUGAAUAACUUGGCAAGGACGGAACAAGGUAAUAGAGAGAACUCGACAAGUAGCGAAGAUCCUGGUAAUAGUCCACCAGUUGUAAGGCAAGAAUCACUUGAUGAAGGCUCUAAUGAAUCGAUUUCGUCAUCACCAAGGUCUGUAUUACCAGACAAGACCGUAUCCGAUGAAGCUGCGUCUCCGUCUUUUAAUCAACAGAUGGAUAUAGAUACUCCACGAUCUAUCGUCGAGGAUAUAGGUACUCCACGAUCUAUCGUCGAGGAUAUGACACAAGAAACAUUGAAUGAAGAUGAACAUUCACAUGACAACAUGGCUCAAAGUAUUCAAACUUUGGUGGAUGAGAUAACUGAUGAAUCACAUGAUGUUGAUUUCAAUCAUUUCCAGGAGCAAACAAACAACAUGGAGAGUUCAAUUGAUGAAUCAAAUAUUCCUAGAAACACGAAUGAUGAAGAAAUCGAAAGAAAGGAACAACGAGACGAGUUAACUAAUGGCGAAAGUAGUGAAGAAAAUUCUUCACACCAAAUCAACCAAGAGGCUACUUCAGAAUCCAUCAAACAAAUAAAUAUGAUGGAAACUAUGGAUGAAGAAGAAUCAAAAGUUUUAGCUGAUGACAAAGUUCCGUCAACAGAGGUGGUUGAAGAAGAUAAAAAUGAACCAUUAGCAGUAGCAAAUGGUAACAUCAACGAGGAGUUUCCGCAACCACAGGUCAUCGAUUCGACGGUUCGCGACAAGGAAACAACCGAGGGUCAUACGGAGGAUUCAUGAAAGACUUAAUGGAAAAGAAAGAGGAUUGAAAGACUAAAGUAAAGUUGCA